Molecule: messenger RNA, 2177 nt
Organism: Leptopilina heterotoma
Lineage: Eukaryota; Metazoa; Arthropoda; Insecta; Hymenoptera; Figitidae
Exons: 3
Coding region: 127-1845 (572 amino acids)
Source: RefSeq, a predicted model, not a curated record
UUGCACCGGGGGAGGAUACGCGCCUAUAUAACAACGAUGUUCCACUGAUUGGACGAAGUAAGCUACGUUUUCCUGCGCCUAGGGAACCCAGAGUACGCGGGCCCGAUCGGGCGGCACUGCGACAAUAUGAAAUUUCGCCCGAAAUGCGCGAUUGCGGUAGUUGUGCUACUGCAAGCCGUUCUUGUGGCGAGUAAGGCACUGGACCAAACACAGCUACAAUCACAAGUACAGCAACAAAUUCAAUAUGGUACCGUGGCACAAAAGCGAUGGGCAGAGGGACCAAGUGGAGGAGGAGGUGACUCUAGUGGACAUGGGGGUGGAGGUUAUGGAGGAGGUUAUGGAGGAGGCGGCGGUGAUUUUGGAGGUCACGGAGGUGGAGGAGGUUAUGGAGGAGGCGGCGGUGAUUUAGGAGGCCACGGAGGUGGAGGAGGUUAUGGAGGAGGCGGCGGUGAUUUAGGAGGCCACGGAGGUGGAGGAGGUUAUGGAGGAGGCGGCGGUGAUUUAGGAGGCCAUGGAGGUGGAGGUGGUGGCGAUUUUGGAGGUCAUGGAGGAGGCGGUGGCGGUGGUGACUUUGGUGGAGGAGACCACGGCGGUGAUAUAAGUGGAGGCGGUGGUUACGGUGGUGGUGGCGGCGGAGGAGGAGGUGGUGGUGGUGGUGACCACGACUCCGGCUACUGGAAAAAGAAACUCAUUUGGAAACCCGGUUGGAAGAAAAUCUGGAAACCAGUACAAAAGCAAAUAUGGAAACCGGCGUGGAAGAAAAUCUGGAAACCAGUUUGGGAACCAACAAAGAAAGCCAUCUGGAAGGAAAUACAGGUGCCGGCUUGGAAGAAAAUCUGGAAACCGGUUUGGAAAGAAAUUCAGGUUCCAGCGUGGAAGGAAAUAAAAGUGCCGGCCUGGAAGAAAAUAUGGAAACCCGUUUGGAUUCCGAUAAAGGUACCUGCUUGGAAGGAGAUUAAAGUUCCGGAUUGGAAGAAAGUUUACAAGCCAGUAUGGAAGGAGAUUAAAGUCUCAGCAUGGAAGGAAAUUCAGGUACCGGCGUGGAAGAAGAUUUGGGUACCCGAGUGGGUCAAGGUCGGUAUUCCCGGACCUCAUAAACUGGGAACUGAUGACCAUGGAUGGAUGUACACCAGUCAUGAUCUUUGGAAGAAGAAAUUGAUUUGGAAGCCAUUGUGGAAGAAGUAUUGGAAGACGGCCAAGAAGCAGGUUUGGAUUCCAGAUAAAAAAUUGGAAUGGAAAGAGGAGUGGAAGCAAAUUUGGAAGCCGGGGAAGAAACAAAUAUGGGUCGAUGACAAGAAGCUCAUUUGGAAGGAGGAUUGGAAACAAAUAUGGAAACCAGGAAAGAAGCAAAUCUGGGUACCAGACAAGAAGCUCGAGUGGAAGGAGGCUUGGAAGCAAAUCUGGAAGACGGAGAAGAAAUUGGAGUGGGUUCCUGAUAAGAAACUAGCGUGGAAGGAGGCUUGGAAGGAGAUUCAGGUUCCGGCUUGGAAGGAAAUUUGGGUACCAGCCUGGAAGAAGAUAUGGAAACCGGUUUGGAUAUCGGAAUGGUUCCCAAAUGAAGAUCACCAUCAUCAUAAAUCGUCAGGUUGGGAGGAUCGUAAAGACACGCAGAGUCAAGAUACGCAAUUGGUGCCUGCGACAUUGCAAGCCAUUGAGAAGCAGAAGGCGAAUCAAGUGCCUCAAGUGACGCAGUUGACUGGUGAUAACCAGAUUCGAUGGGACAGAUCGGCUCAAGUUCAGGGACAAGGACAGUUGCUUUCGAUCACUCAGGAUCUGAAACCGCCGCCACUGCCGACAAAUUUGAACAGCGAGAUAGCCAAUUUCCAGGACUUCUCGAAAUCCUAGAGUUAGGAAAAGUAUUUUAGUCCCUCGUGAGAAAAUCUUGUACAAAAAAAAAUCUUCGUGAAGAAAACAUUUUGUUUGUAACAUAAGCCACUGUACAUAUUAAUUUUAAGGUUUCUUAAGACGUACGAAGUAAGGUACUUAUCGAGCACUCUACUUGACUGAAUGAUUUUUUAUUUUUAUUAUUAUUUUCUUUUUACUUUUAAAGGAUCUGCAGAGUCCUUUGGAAAUUCUUUUGCGUUGAACGUUAUUGCUUUCAAAUAUUUUGAUACACACGUUGUUGUAUUUCUGUUAAUAAAUUCGUUAACGAAUAAAGAUAAUACAUAUUUUGUUAA